Messenger RNA from Podarcis lilfordi (Lilford's wall lizard), 8373 nucleotides. The record is from the annotation of a GenBank genome assembly. NCBI's taxonomy places the organism in Eukaryota, Metazoa, Chordata, Lepidosauria, Squamata, Lacertidae.
GUGAGCCGGACAGAGCCAAGCAUUUCCCCAGCCAUGAGCGCCAAUGGUAUCGCGGCUGUGGCCGAAAGCUACCAGAAGUUCAACCCUCGGGCCUACCUGCAAAACAACUACAUGCCACCCCGUGCCAACUUCACGAGCGAAGAGUUUGCAGUGCCCUGGAAACUUCGCUGCCUGGCAGAUGCCUUUGCCACGGGUAGGUAGACCUGUAAUUGUUUUCCUUAGCAAACCUGGGUUUCAAAGGUGAUCUCCCUUUGUCUCGUUUGAAAAUCUUCUGCCUUGCCUCUUGACAGGGCCGGCCCACCCAUGAGGCAAGGUGAGACGCCCGCCUCAAGCGGCAGGAUUCACAGGGGGAGCAGAUCCCAACGCAAACCUUUAUUCUUCCCUUGUUCCUGAUGUAGAUCUUCAUUCCCCUCCUUCUUCCCUGGCUGGGAGGCAGGCACCAUUUAGUGGUUCGGCCUCAGGUGCCAAUAUGUCUUGGGCAGGCCAUGCCUCUGGGUCAUUUUUACCUUUUGCUUAACAACGUCACCAUCCAUCAGACGUAAGCUUUCCAAAUGCGGAGCUGUCUAAAUUUGAAAAAAGUGCAUUGCAAAAAAAGAGAGAGCUCCUUUGUAAACUUGGAGGGUGGGGAGUAAAAUGCUUUGCAAAACCUGAACUAUGACCUUCCAGGACCUCAGCAUCUUUCUAACAUUAAUUAAUUAAUUAACAUUAAAUAGUUAGCUGAACCCAGGCAACUGACUUAGAUUGGGUGAGAUUUUGGCCUUGUAAGAAGCUCCAUUAAUUUGUGGCCCCAAAAUUUUGCUUUCCCCUGAAACCAAUGCCAAAGUUUAGUGCUAGUUUAGUGCCAUUUUGAGUUCCAGCAUCCUUAGGAUUCUUUAAAUGCUCUUUAGAUGGUGCGCAUGCAGCCCAAGUCACUCAUUUUUUUAACCAUCGCCAGAGGCUAUCAACCACAGAAGUGAUCGCAGGUGUAAGUCUUUGCUCCAUUAGCUUGCUUAGCAUAGGACUAGACAGGCCAGCUUUCUGGUCUGGUGUUUUAUUUUCAUAUUGAUAGUGAUUACAAUUUCUCCCUUAAAAAAAAAUACUUCUCUUAAAUAAAUUUCUUAAUUGGAUUUCUGAGCUGUGCCUGUUUCUAGAGCCCUGAAACUUUGCACCCAAUACUGAGGAUUGUAGCCAAUGCUAGUUUUAGUCAGACUUAAGGGACACGACUAAUCCAGGUUCAUGAAUUUGAGCAGGUCUUCUCCGAAUACAUCUUCGUUGAAUACAAUCCUGAUACUCUGGCAGUCUUACAGACCGAUAUAUUAGUUGCAAUCUGCUAGUCCAUACGGUUUGUAAAUAAUAACCUCUUUACCUUUCCAUCUGCUGGCAAAUAAACCAAACAGGACUCAAGAAGCAGGAGGUAAACUGAGCUGCUGGGGUGGGGUCUGCCUAUAAGAUCUUUGCUCUGUGCUGCUUGGCACUUAAGUUUAGGAAAGGUGGUGACUUGCAAAUUAAAUUUGAUAGACUGUGGUAGAUUCCUGCUGUGAUCUACUGUGGUAGGAUCCUGCCAUGGGACUUUGCAAGAGCUCCAUUAACAUGUGGCCCUGAAAUUUCAGGUCCCCCCUCCAAAUAAAACCGACAACUGAUGCCAAAGUUACCGUAAGUGCUAAUUGGACAAGGUUGGAUUUGGGGGUGGGCAUUAACUUGUGGCCCCAAUUUGCUGUGUCAAUUACUUAGUUUGGGGGUGGCACAAAAAGUGUGGUUCUGUGUGUACAGUUCCCAGGAGCCUUUUGGUGGCGAGGUGUGUGUGUGUGUGUGUGUGUGUGUGUGUGUGUGUGUGUGUAUUCUUAAAUGAAUGUACACAGCCAAAGUAGGAAACCACACUGCCACAUUUUAUCCAGCUUAGAAGGUUCUUUUUAUCAUAUGUGGUGGCCUUGUAGUAAGGUUAAAGCUUACUGGGAAAUGAUACAUAAUAUAAUGAAAAUGAUGUUUAAAAUAACCUUUGUAAAAACAAAAAACAAAACCAGAAACUUUUCUUUUAGGAAUUGUAGGGACAGCACUACCUAAAAUGUAUUGAGACUUAUUCAUGUAUGCUACUACAGCAGCAAGUAUGUUCCUUGCCCCCAAAUGGAAAGAAGCAGAAGUCCCAGUAAAGGAAGAAUGGAUGCAAAAACUUGUGGAAUAUGCAGAAAUGGGGAAACUUACUGGAAGAAUACAAAAUCAAGAUAACAUUUUAUAUAUAUAUAUAUAAAAGAAUGGAAAUGGUUUAUUGAAUAUUUACAGAUAAAUUAUAAACAGAUAAAAACAUUGGCAGGAUUAUUGUAAUAACCUGCAGUUUUAUAAGAGUGUAUAUUUAAAGAAGAUGAAUAAAUGAGCAAAUUAAGUUAAUUUGGAUAUGCAGAAGAUAUUAAAAACUAAUUUAAGGAACUGCAGAAAGAGGGGGAAGGAAGCCAAGUUUUGAAAUAUCAAAAUGAAUGUAAAAUUAGUGAAAUGGGACACGGGUGGCGCUGUGGUCUAAACCACAGAGCCUAGGACUUGCCGAUCAGAAGGUCAGCAGUUUGAAUCCCCGCAACGGGGUGAGCGCCCGUUGUUCAAUCCCAGCUCCUGCCCACCUAGCAGUUCAAAAGCACGUCAAGUGCAAGUAGAUAAAUAGGUACUGCUCUGGCGGGAAGGUAAACGGCGUUUCCGUGUGCUGCUCUGGUUCGCCAGAAGCGGCUUAGUCAUGCUGGCCACAUGACCUGGAAGCUGUCUGCGGACAAACGCCGGCUCCCUCGGCCUAUAGAGUGAGAUGAAAGCGCAACCCCAGAGUCGUCCACGACUAGACCUAACGGUCAGGGGUACCUUUACCUUUUAUAAACUAGAAAAGAAAGAAAGAAAGAAAGAAAGAAAGAAAGAAAGAAAGAAAGAAAGACAUUUUAUCUAGCUUAAUCAGUGAGAUCAUGAGUGUGAGAAGGGCAAUUGACCAACGAGAGGGGAGGAUCCUUAUGGGCAGGGGGAUCCUGGAGGAAGAGGCGACUGAGUCACUUCUACAAGGUGUGAAGGAGGACCCAGAUGCCUAGGCUUCUCUUGCCAGCAGCGUGUUGUGAUGUGGAGUCAAAGGGAUGCUAGUUUGGUAGGUGGCUUGCGAGACAUCACAAUAUGGAACCGCUCUUCCGGCUAUGUGGAAGACUUAAAAUGUAAUGCGUGUGCAGAUUCUUACAACUCGGCUGGCUUGGAAAGAUCCAGAAAACAGGACCAUCUUUCGAGCCGCCCCUCAUUCCUCCAGGCCUUGAUUGGCUGGGAGCUUCUAUCUGACUUUCCCUUGGGCAUUUUGUCCAUCAGUGAUAAGGUGACCAAAUGCAAUAGAAUACAACCCUCUUGUGCCUGUGAUAUUUUAUUAGAAGCGGCAAUUUUGGCAGGUGCUGUUUUUCCUAUAUCUCCUGAACUACUGUAUCACAAGUACUGGAUCCUGCUUCCCUCUCAAUAUAAUUUCGGUGGGAAAUCUUCCGGUGAGCUGUGCCUCCAUGGGAUCAAAUCUGCUGGGGUCGGGGAGUGGGAGAAGGGGAGUAUUUGCAGCAGGCUUCUCCAUUACAUUUUCCCACACAAACAGAAAAGGGAACCAAGUAGCCUGGAUUCUAGGUUUCUCCUCAAAAUAUGACUUUAGCCAUUUGACUUCCACCCUUCACCUUAUGGGAAGGUCAUUUCUGGGCAGAAAAUUAGGGGCCAGGGUAUUGAAUCCUCUUUUAUGAUUGUAUUUGGGAAAGACUUGCACUCCCCCUCCACCCUCAUCAUGAAUACAGAUUUAUUUAUUUUCUAAGAGGUUUCCAGUAUUUUAUGUACCGUAUUUUUUGCUCUAUAAGACUCACUUUUCCCCUCCUAAAAAGGGGAAAUGUGUGUGCGUCUUAUGGAGCGAAUGCAGGCUGCGCAGCUAUCCCAGAAGUCAGAACAGCAAGAGGGAUUGCUGCUUUCACUGCGCAGUGAUCCCUCUUGCUGUUCUGGCUUCUGAGAUUCAGAAUAUUUUUUUUCUUGUUUUCCUCCUCCAAAAACUAGGUGCGUCUUGUGGUCUGGUGCGUCUUAUAGAGCGAAAAAUACGGUAAUUGUUUAUCACCGGAGAUGAUUGCAUCUUAGUUCUUUAUUCUCACUCCUUGCAGGCGAAAUCUGCGGCCGCACCCUUAUUGAUAUUGGCACAGGCCCCACCAUUUAUCAGCUCCUCAGUGCCUGCGACUACUUUGAGGAGAUAGUGGCCACAGACUACCUGGAAGUGAAUCGGGCCGAGAUACAGAACUGGGUGCUCGGUGAAGACUCCAGCUGCUUUGACUGGUCCCCUUACAUCCAGUAUACUUGUAAGAUUGAAGGCAAUGGGUAAGAGAUAAAUGCAGGAGAGAGGGGCACGGCUUCCCAAGGAAUAAGCCUGGGGAUGCAAUCAUGGUUACCUGUGAUCUACCACUGGCUGCUGGCGCUGUGGUCUAAACCACUGAGCCUCUUGGGCUUGCCGAUCAGAAGCUCGAUGGUUCGGAUCCGCGCAAUGGGGUGAGCUCCUGUUGCUCUGUCCCAGCUCCUGCCAACCUAGCAGUUCGAAAGCAUGCCAGUGCAAGUAGAUAAAGAGGUAAUGGCUGUGCAGUGCAGGUGACAAAGAGCUUAGCAGAGGGAUGGGAAACCUAUGGGCAUCUAAAUAUACCCAUUACAAAGCACCUUUUUUAUAAUAUACUGAGGUAAAACACCUACAAUAUAUGAUUACUGCGGCAAGACUGCUAUAUGCACAAAGAAAAGCACAGCCUUACCCACUAUAGAAGAAUGGCUGAUAAAAUUAUUGGACUUGGCUGAGAUGGCUAACAUGUUUAAUUAGAGAAAAAUCAUUACCAACAUUUGUUGAGGAUUUGAAAUCUCUUAUGGACUUUUUGCGUGAAAGAGAAAAUGAGCUUGUAAUAUCUGGGUUUGAAGAUUGAAAAAAUGCUGGUUUAUAGAAGAUAGAAUGGUUGGAUCUUAAAGAAUAAAUAUCAUGUGUAGCAACAGAGAGCUGGAAGUCCUUUUAUUUUAUCUUUCUUCAGUCUGUCUCCCCCUUCUAUUCCUUUUCUCUUUCUUUUUCCUUAUUUAGAUUUCUCGUAUUUUCUUCCUUCUGACUUUGCUCCUUUUUAGAUUCAGAAACAACUAUCUGACUUUUAGAAGACAUCUGGAGUUUUUAAUGUGUGAUGUUUUACUGUGGUUUUAUAGUUUGUUUUGAAAGCCUCCCAGAGUGGCUGGGGAAACCUAGUCAUAUAAAUAAAUAACAUAUAUAUAUCAUAUAUAUAUAUAUAUAUAUAUAUAUAUAUAUAUAUAUAUAUAUCAUAUAUAUAUAUCAUAUAUAUCUAUCAUAUAUAUAAAUAACAAAUGAUUAUUUAUUUAGGGAACCGUGGAAGGAAAAAGAGCAAAAGCUGAAGAAGAAACUCAGAAGGAUCCUUCCCAUCGAUGUCCACCAGGCCAAACCUCUAGGUUCCUCUCUCAGCCAACCAGCCGAUGCUUUGGUCUCUGCUUUCUGCCUGGAAGCCGUGAGCCCUGACAGGCCGAGUUUCGACCGGGCCCUGCGGAACGUCACAACGCUUCUCAAGCCUGGUGGCCACUUCCUCAUGAUCGGGGCUUUGGACGAGUCCUUCUAUUUGGCUGGAGAAGCCAAGCUGUCAGUCGUGCCCGUCAGCGAGGCAGAUGUCAAGGAAUCCUUCGCCAAGAGCGGCUAUCGCACCCGCAACUUCUGCUCCUAUGUCAUGCCGCCGAGCCUGAAGAUUGGCGUGGAUGACGUGCAAGGGAUCUUCUUCAUCCAUGCGCAGAAGAUAGCCUGAUCCCAGCUCGCCUAGCAGAAACACACACACAAGGUCCUUGCCCCCCGAAAACCCAGCUUAUUGCAUGCUGCUCCUGUUCUCUUCUGUAUUGCUUCUCCUGUUCUGUGGGUGUGUUCACGUCCACACCAUACAUUUAACACGUUUAAAGCAUAUGGCUUUCCCCUGAACUGUAGUUUAUCCCUCACAGACCUAGAGUUCCCAGCACCCUUAACAAACUACAGUUUGCUGAAUUCUUUGGGAGGAAGCCAGAUGCUUAAAAUGUUCUCUUGCAUCGUUCACACAGAUCAAAAUGUCAGCCUGUUGUUUCCCCCCACCACCACCUUUAAUUCAGAUUUACUAUUUCUGUGGAAAAUCUAGUGCUGAAAUCUAAACAAAAAUCCUGUUGCUGACAGCCCUUUCGUGACAUCUGAAUGACCUGUUUGCAAUAUCAAGUCCCCCCCAUUUAUUGCAAAGUGCUAGACGUUUCUUGUAAACCACUUAGAGGUUUUACUAUGAUUAAGUGGUAUAUAAAUUUUGUUAUGAAAUAAAUCUGGAAGUACGUUUCCUUGGUACACGUUCCUUAGGACAUGAAGCAGGAUGGACGUUUCCCAAAUGUUGACCUUUUUUACUUUCCAUAUUGACUCUUCUGCCAAGGUAUCCUAGCACAUUGCAGAAGAUUCUGAGGCAUGGCCUGUGGUAGGCUCUUGUCUUCCUGUGUGAGGCACUGGCCAGGCCUCUUGGGCUUCAGAAAGUGCAACCCAGAACAGUGCCUUCAGUCCCCUGUAUUCCCUGCUCAUUGCAGGAGAAAAUCAGUAGUAUGGUACAGGCAAAACCUAUAUUUCAGGUAAGCUUUACGGCCAUUAUUAUUCCCUUUCCUGCCAAUGUUCAGGCAGGAGGUCUUGUUGCUUGUGUAGGUAAAAAGCACCGCUCACACACAAGAGGGAGGUACCAGAAGGCUUGAGGGAACCUUAAGUAUUGGGUAGAAGCACAAAAGUAAAUAAAUCCCUGCACAUAUUUGUCAGGGACAAGGGUUGUAGUCAGGAAAUCCUGACAUGUUGGUUUUCCGUGUGCAAUGUUUUGUAAUGGAGCAGCAUUUUGUAAUAUGAGCCCUCCGCUCGCCCAGUACAACCCAGACACUGGUUUAUUACCGUACCUGUUUGCGACACAAAGGCAGAAAUCUAAGAGGGAAAUCUCCUCUUGCUGAGGAGAACAUGUCGCUAGAGUCUGAAUUAGGUGUGGCUGUCCAGAGAUUUAAGAAAACAACGGAGGCAUCCGAGGACAAAAUUAAGUACUUCACCAGACAUGUUUCGAUUUCUUAUUUAAAUAGCAGCUGCUGGUGGGCGGAUAUCAGAUUGAGAUGUUGUUGUUUUAAAAACCCUUCCUUCUGUGGCACAGUCCAGGUUAAGGGGAUGUUCACAAUACUACAUACCAGUGUGCUCCCACUGCUAGGUUUUUAGCUUUCACACAACACUAGCCACAUUCGAGAUCAAGCCAGUGGUUUUCCUCACAAACACUGCCGUCUGAUGCAUCCCUCCCACCAAUCCAAUUAGAAAACUGAAUGCGAAAUAAGCGAUAAUAUGAACGUUUGAGGCAGCCGUCACACAUGUGCAAAUGAGCGCAAAUGCUCCAUGAAUGUUCCAGGGGGAAGUGACAGGGCCAGGAAACCAAAAAGGUUCUGUGCAUCAGGCAAAGGCACUCACUUCCAAUGGAGGCCAGACAGGCCCCUUUCCUACUGAAUUUCCGGAGACAUUUUUUAAAAUUCCAGCAGGCAUGGUAAUUGAAUUUUGACUUCAUAGUCUUAACCCGUUUUUACUCAUUGCAUUGUAUCCUUGAGAUGGCUGUAGCUAAGUGGCAUAUAACUUGUUUAAACAAACAAAAUUAAUAAAAUGCAUCCUUAACAACAACAAACAUAUUCCGUUUGCAAAAUGUAUCUCUGCUCGCCAAGAACAUGGGCGAGCUUUCGGGCACAGAGGUAGGAACGUAGGAGGGGGCCUCCUACGAAGUCCAGACUUAGGCAGCUCAAUAUCAAGUCCAUUUAGCCCAGGAUAAUAUGUCCUGACUGGCAAAAGGAGUCACCAUAGGGGCUUCCAAUUCUUAGGGGCCGAGGUCCCUUUGGCUCCCGCUCAAUAAAAUAUUUGAGGGGGCCAGCCCCCUCUUCCCAAAGUUGAUGGGCAUUGCCAUUCAGAUGCUGUGCAUGUGCUGCAUCAUGUGAUCAAUUAUGUGGCUUACCUGGGCACCCCCAAUAUUUUAUUCAAGUUGGCACCCCUGCAGGUCACCAGCCAUCAUGGACUGCUAACCCUAGGCAGUAAUGAUUCUGUAGACCAGUGGCUGGAAACUGGGGAGGGGUCUUCUCUUCAUGUCCCGCUAGCUGGUUUCCCUCAGGUACCUGGUUGGCCUCUGUGAGAAUAGGAUGCUGGACUGGACGGGCCUUUGGCCUGAUCCACGAGGGCUCUUUUUAUUUCAUUUAUUCCCUCAUACAUUUUUAUUCAUUUUCCACACAAUUUAACGAAUUCAAUUCAGUUUCCGCGCAAUGUUCCCUUAGCAUUUUGACUUCCCACCCUUACCUCCGUGAUGUUUCUGUUCAAAUCCUUUUAUCUACUGCCUUAAAUGUAAUAAAUUAUUUCUAUAG